Lathyrus oleraceus (garden pea) is the source of this 690-nucleotide messenger RNA. RefSeq lists its product as uncharacterized. Lineage: Eukaryota; Viridiplantae; Streptophyta; Magnoliopsida; Fabales; Fabaceae. The transcript is spliced from 3 exons. The record is from RefSeq and is a predicted model, not a curated record. The coding region runs from base 1 to 690 and encodes 229 amino acids.
AUGUAUAUUCCAAUCCCUGCAUUAGUCAUUCUUACUCCAACCCCUAGUUGGUCGCCUCUCAUUUUCAACCAAGAUAUUAAUCCCCAUGUUGUGGAUCAAAUUGGCGCCGUUGUCGGGGAUAGUAAAUUCGAAAAUUGUAUUUUGGAUUUAGGAGUUUCUAUUAAUGUUAGGCCUACUUUUAUCUAUAAUAAUCUUGAUCUUGGUCCUUUACAUAAUACAAGAUUAACCAUUCAGUUAGAAAACAAGAGCAAUGCUCGUCUUACUGGAGUAGUAGAAGAUGUACUCGUUCAAGUUAAUGACUUGAUUUUUCCUGAUGAUUUUUACAUUACGGAUAUGGAGGGAGAAACUAAGUCAGAAAGUGCAUCCAUCAUUUUAGACAGGCCAUUCAUAAAAAUAGCAAAAACAAAAAUGGAUAUUGAUGAUGGAACAAUGUCCAUGGAGUUUGUUGAUGAUACUUAUUCUUACGAUUUAUCUGAUUUUCUAUCAUUAUCAUACUUUGAUGAUACUUACUCUUGCGAUUCAUGUACUAACACUAACAUUUUCUCUAUUUGUGUUAAGAUUGAUGAUGCCUUGCAGGUUGAUGUUUUUCAUACAUAUGAAGUUAUAGAUGAAGCUAUUUAUGCAGCUAAAGCUCUCAACAUCUCGACUGCCCAAACCUCACCAUCCAUUGAACAACCUCAUUCCUUAUAG